GAAAUCAAUUUAAAUAGCCCUCUCUGUCCUUCCUCAAUGGUAAUCUGUAGUGUCUGCCAUCUUCCCGCCUACCACAGCGUCCAAUAUGAAGAAUUUCGAAAGAGAUAUAAACUCUAUCAUAACGCAUGCGUUUCAGAUUCAUGCAAAGCACGGCUGCAAGAUCUAUGUCUUGAUACAAGGCAAAGGAAAGACUAUUACCUUCAAUUCUGAGCACUUUCCAUGGCCCCUAGGAGACCAGCUUCUUAUUCCGGGGAAAUCAACCUUUAGGUACUCCGUUCCUGAUUUGAUCCAAGCUUUUGCUGGUCGCAGGGAGCGCAAGCUGUUCAUUCAGAUGGCAAGCUACUUUUGUCACCUAGGGGAGGCUUGGGGUCUUGUCCCUGUCGAAUUGUCAAGGCAGCCUGAGGCGACUCUACAAGUAGGCAUGGAUCAGCAAGCUAAUGAUUCCAUUACUGAUAUCGAGGAUGGAACGGAAUCGCAGGACAUGUAUUGAAGCUCUUUCGACAAGACUUGAAACAAGAAGGCAAGAUCGUGUCAGGUAUCUUAGGGAUAUGUUUCAUAAUUUCUUUGGUAAUUUACAAGGUUUAUUAUAUAUAGGUUUCAUCGAUUUGUUGUUGCGUUUUCACCAAAUGUCUGCCAGAAUGCAACUUCUUGAGACAGUGUACUUGACCUCCCUACUUUUACCCUUUAUACUGCUAUUUGUUUACUCAUGUUUUCGCUUUGUCUGUUACUGUUUUCAAAAUAGUAUCCUCUUAUUCUCAUCCACUACUGCCUAUGUUCUGUAUAAGAAGUAUCUUAUAUACCCGCGGUUGAACCUGCCACUUCUUGGUAUCAAUAAACUUUCACCAAUUCAGUUCUUAAUUAUGUUAAUCUAUUCUGGACUGACCUGCGCUUGCAAUCUUUUGUGGGUAAAAACAGCUGACCAGGCAGCUUCGCGCGCAGCAAAGCUUUCCUUGCUUAAUCUUUUGCCUCUAUAUCUUGCUGGUGGACAUGAGUUCGGUGCACGCUUAUUAUUUAUACCAUUGGAGACAUAUGGGAUACUUCACCGCACAGCAGGAUGGAUGGCUAGCAUAGAAUGUGCUAUUCAUAUCAUCAUCAUCUAUGCAAAGCAUAGGGAUCAAGGCACAGAUGAUUCCAGGUUCUAUGGCAUUGUGGCAAGAAGUAUGAUUCUCGCUCUCCUAUUUCUGCCAAUGGUUAAACGAAGAGUGUAUGAGGUAUUCUUGGUAACACACCUAGCAUGUGCAUUUGUCGGGCUGUACGCUAUAUGGAAACACCUCCAUAUACAAAAGAGCAGCUCGGUUCGUUUAAUAUGGGUCUGUCUUUCCACUGUUGUUGUCACAAGCAGUCUCCAACUCUGCCGUAUCUUGUAUCGGAAUGUUCACACACGCCGAUCUGCACGGAUAGUGUGUUCCUUUAUAGGAGAUGAGGUCAUACGUGUCGCUAUUCAUAUGCCACGUCCAUGGGCUGUGAGAGCAGGCGAGCGGGUCAACCUUGGAAUACCUGGUCUUGGAAUUUUCUACAUUUUCCAAGCACAUCCUUUCUCUGUUGCCUGGUGGGAAAAUGAUACUGGGACUGGCUCCUCUCCAAUUUACCUGAUGUUCCGUGUCCGAAAUGGCUUCACAAGGAAGAUUCGGGGCUGCUUAAAUCCCGGACAAGAAUAUCGAGCAUGGGUCGAUGGACCUUUCGGACCUAGUUCUUCCCUGCCUAAUGAUAUGAGUCUCUAUGGCCAUAUACUUAUGGCAACAAGUGGCAUUGGUAUCGCAGCUCAAAUUCCAUACAUCAAAGAGAUACUACAUCGAAGAAGCACAGCAGAAGCUUGUACGGAGCGUAUCUCGCUCAUUUGGGAGCUUGAUCGAUCAGGUGAGUAUAGCGGUGCAGUUGACUGGCUACAGGAACUCAUAAGUCAGGACCAAAGCUAUGUUCUUAAUAUUGAGAUAUAUACGGGGGUUAACAUGAUUACCGAAAAAUUUGUCGCUCUUGGUGACCAUGAUCUUAUUAAGAUACACGCAGGAAACAUUGAUUGGGAGCGGAAGGUUCAAGACGAAAGCAAUCGACAGAAAGGCAGACAGUUAGUGGCAGGUCAGUAUUUGGGCUCUCGAGAGACCCUGGGUCUAUCUGUAAAACCUGGCGAUGUUCGUCUUAAGGCUGAGGAUGGAAUACAAUAUGCUUGGCAUAUUGAUGAUAUCUCGCUAAAACAUCUGUUUGAUAAACAUCUGAGCAAGCAUUCGGUUGGGGCCUACCAAAGACUCUGUUCGGAGGUUGGACAGUCAUUUUGGGCAAUCUAUAAUGAGCCCACAAAAAAGGAAGAUUUGGCACGCAGCGAAGAGAUUGAGCACCUAGAGCAAGAGAAAAGAAUUCUCGUUGAAAAGCUCGCUGAGGCUAAGACUAAAAUUGCGGAACUACAUGACAAAAUUGAGUCAGUGGAAGCUCAGCGAGACAGCCUCGAAGAAUCUAUCAGUGAAUCAAACCAGACCCUUCUUUUACACCAAGAAGAAGCACAAAGAUGGAUGACAGUUGCAGAUUGCUACCAAAAUAGCUUUCUAUAUGUUUCUGAUGCACUUGCUCAUGUGGUUUCAUAUCUCCAGGGCGUUGAAGGUAACUCGUAUACACUCGGUACUAGUUAA
Molecule: messenger RNA, 2621 nt
Organism: Aspergillus saccharolyticus JOP 1030-1
Lineage: Eukaryota; Fungi; Ascomycota; Eurotiomycetes; Eurotiales; Aspergillaceae
Exons: 6
Coding region: 438-2621 (727 amino acids)
Biological process (GO): iron ion transport; intracellular iron ion homeostasis; copper ion import
Cellular component (GO): plasma membrane
Molecular function (GO): ferric-chelate reductase activity
Source: RefSeq, a predicted model, not a curated record